UGCAAGUAACAACUACAACCUACCUUGUAAAUGUUCUUUCCCUAGGUGUUCCUCUUAUUGACGGAGGCACGGUGAGGUUACCUCAUCUCAUAGGUCUGUCCAGGGCUUUAGACCUCAUUCUGACAGGACGCCCUGUCGGUGCACAGGAAGCGCUUGCGUUUGGAAUUGCCAAUAGAGUGGUCCCUGAUGGACAAGCUUUCCAGUGUGCCAUGGAAGUGGCUGAACAGAUCUCUGCUUUCCCACAGCAAUGCCUGCGAGCUGACCGAUUGUCAGCUUACCACAGCAUCUUUGAUGCCUCUUCUUUCUCUGAGGCCAUGCAGUUUGAAUUUGACCACAGCAAGCAUGUGAUUCUAAAGGAGGCUGUCCCUGGUGCUAACAAAUUCAGCUCUGGGACAGGGAGAGGGGGGGAGUUUUCUUAAUAUAAAUUUAUUGGAUUUUAUAAAGAAGUAAAUUUUUCACCUGCAUAUCAAAUUUAAAGUGCAGAUUGUAAUAAACCAUUUGUCAGUAAAAAAAAAAAAAAAAAAAAAAAAAAAAAAGAAUACGGAAUGAGCAUUGUUUGCAUUCUUCUAUUGAAACCUAAUGCUAGACUUAAGAUAAUCUUUAAAGUUGUUUAUUUGUAAAUAUUAUAUAUGCUAAAACCAGAAUGCUUGAUAAGAUCCUCAGUGUGACUAAAACAGUUGCCUUUUUAUGAAUGUUUCACUGACUAAAAACAUUCUAAAGCGAUGGAAGGUCUUUGUUUCUGUUUAGUAGCUGUACUUCUGGGACAUAAGCUUCCUUGCAUGAUAAAAAAUAAUCUCUACCUAUCAAAAAAUUUGAAAAUGAGCAGACACAACCACAUUCCCAGUGGGGCCGGUUGCUGUUUUUUCAAAGUGUAAAUGGUACAAAUGUCAACAUUACCCUAAACUGUACGCUAGACAUGCCUGAUAUAUUUGUCUUCAUUCUGCUGAUUUAAAGCUCCUUGGCGCUUUUUAAAAGGCCAAAAGCCUUCAUAAAAAUGUAUAAGUAAAUCCAGAUCAGACAGUUUGUCACGAUAAUUCUAAUAAAACCUACACUUCAGCAGGUGAAUGAUUUAUAUUGCAGUACCUUUCAAAGUAAUGCGACAUUUACUACUUUAGGGAAUCCAACAGUCUGAAGCCAUGUAGCAGUUGUUACGUAGUACACCAAGAGCCAUUCAGUAAUAUACAAGGACGGUACUGUAGUUUAAGUAGUCAUUAAUUUGUUUUGGAUACUUCACUGACUGACCAAAACAUGUAGUGACCAUGUACCAAAGCCUACAAUACGUAACUUCUGGCAUACUGUUUAAGUGAAAACAGGUGAGCCUUGAGUCUUCUGUGAUUUGCUUGCUCAAUCCGAUUUGGUCCACUUUGGUAAAUGUAGCCAUUUGAGUUGAAGAAUGAGCUGAUUUCAAGGGUACCCCACAUGUUUAUUCACUCAGGUCCUUUGGCUUCCCUUUUUUUGUUGCUGAAAUGUUGCACACAACUCUGUUAAAUUUAGGGCAGUAGUCGUUAAAGCUGGGUCUGCAAGACCAACAAAUUGUGCCUGCAGCCACGGCUAUCACCAUUUGAAAAAUAUGAAUCUGAUUGUAAUUUUAUUUUACAUUUUGGAAUAAGUAGUUUAAAUGUCAAGGGAGAAAUAAGCAAAUGUGCCCUUUGCAAAAAAUAACUUUGAGCACCAAUGGAUCAGACGAUAUGACACAAGACAGCAGAUUAUAUCGAUCUAUCUAUUAGGGCUGUCAAGUAAUUAAAAAAAAUAAUCGUGAUUAAUCUCACGAUUAAAAAAAAUAAUCUAAGUUAAUCUUGAUACAAUUAUUGCAU
Molecule: messenger RNA, 1814 nt
Organism: Polyodon spathula (Mississippi paddlefish)
Lineage: Eukaryota; Metazoa; Chordata; Actinopteri; Acipenseriformes; Polyodontidae
Exons: 2
Source: RefSeq, a predicted model, not a curated record